Molecule: messenger RNA, 417 nt
Organism: Paraglomus brasilianum
Lineage: Eukaryota; Fungi; Glomeromycota; Glomeromycetes; Paraglomerales; Paraglomeraceae
Source: the annotation of a GenBank genome assembly
AUGACUUCAUUCCUUCUUAACAGAAUAUGCAAUACUAAUCUUAUUAACCCGAGAUUUACCAAAGGCCUAAGAGCUUCGUCUUCGUCAGCCUCUGUUCCAUUCAUGAUAACGUCAACACAAAGACAAAGACUUUACGACCUAAAAUACACGAGAAGUGAUAUUGACUCUCUCUUACCGGAACAGGCUCUUCAUAUUCUUUCCCACGACCUCUCGCCGGAAUCAUACGGUGCUUUUGUACGUGCGACAUACAGGAGUAAGAAACGGAGUGUGGAAUUAGAAGUACCGGAAGUUAUUCAGCUUGGAAGCGUGGAGACAGGGUUGGUAUUGACCUCGACGAGAGAAGAGGAGAGACAGGUUGUUGAGAGGAAGGAGAACACGUGGACAAUAGUUGAGAAUGUUGACGCGGGAAUCGAGUAA